Cuscuta campestris is the source of this 1112-nucleotide messenger RNA. NCBI's taxonomy places the organism in Eukaryota, Viridiplantae, Streptophyta, Magnoliopsida, Solanales, Convolvulaceae. The record is from the annotation of a GenBank genome assembly.
AGAAAAGAGUUGUGAGGAGUAGAGAUGUUGUAUUUUACGAGCACGAGAUGGGUUUUCAUCUCUUAGGGGCUGGUAAUACUUAUUAUCCUGAUUUAUCUCAUGGUGUUAUUGAUAUGCCUCAUGUUUCUGUUCCAGAUGUUCAACAAACAGGUGAUGCUCCCGAUGAUGGUCAUGAAAAUACUCAUGAACAUGACCGUAUUGAAGAAGUACAACCAGAGAUUGUGCCACAACCUGAUGAUGAAGCUGUUGAAAUUGAAAGUGGAGAGUUUUCUAAUCAGGGGGGAGCAAAACAGCCCACAGGUGGAAGAGCCAACAUUAAGAAGAAUAGAGAGAGGAAAGGUGCUGGUGCAGAAUUUACAGACCAGCCGCACAAACCUGCUACUGGCUUCCUGCUACUGGCUUAAGGAAACUAUAUAUUAUAGUUUCCUUAGUUUCUGCUACUGGCUGAAAUUUUCAGAGCCUUUUAGCAUGCAUAAAUCGCAAAUAAUCAAGCCCAGGAGGAGACCGUAUGACCAAACUCUGGAGUGACAAGGGGCAGGAGGCCCGAGAUUUAUGUCAUGCGUGCAUCAGCGAAAAAAGACCAUUCGUAGACCACAAGUGAGAUCCGCAACAAAGGGAACCACAACAAUUGAGAUGCAUGCAUGGCGGUUCGCAACAAAGGAAUCAGGACCAUUGAGAUGCAUGGGGGUCCGGCAAUUUUGGCAACGACUUCGGUGGAUUGCGGUGGACAGCGGUUACCAAUGGUGAUUUUUGGCGGCCCACCAAUUAUAUGGAGCUUUGCAAGAUCGUCCGAUCAUCGAUGGUGGCAGUUGGAAAUCUCGUGACCCAGGCGCUAGCUCAAUAAUUAUCUACGCCGGUCAGGGGUAAAGUGAUGACCAAUAGCAAUCAGCUGUUAACAAUUAGGCAACUAGUAGCGGCGUAGGAUCUAUGAAAUCAGCAACCAUCCUGCAAGCUUUAGAAUAUAAGUCUGGUGACUACAAGAUUUGUAGGGUGUUGGGAGGUCAGAGGUCACAUGCGGCGGUAAUCCUGGCUACAUGCAAUGGUGUUUUCUAGUGUUUUGGAGCAGCGACGGGUAGGCGACCAGCGGUGGUAAAUCAACGAUCCAUGGCGGG